AUGGCCUUGUUUAGAGACAUGGCGGGCAUUCCGCCAUUGACUGCCUCGACCACCGAUAGUGUCCUGAUUAUCAUCGAUUCACAAAACGAGUACGCGAAUGGACUUUUGAAAGUCGACAAUGUCGACAAACGCCGCGUGGUUAUUAAAUCGCUCCUCGACAAAUACCGUGCCACGGCCAAAACAACGGGCAAACAGAACCUUGUUCAUAUUGUCCAUCAGACCGCCGCUGAUGCGCCUGUAUUUACUACUGGAACGCCAUUGGCGGACGAAUUUGAUGAGCUAAAGCCCUGGGAAGGCGAGAAGGUUAUCACCAAAAAAUUUCCCAACGCCUUUGCGGAGACAGCCCUUCACGAAUACUUGCAAAGCCUGGGUGCUAAAAAAAUCGUGCUAGUGGGGUAUAUGGCACACGUGUGCGUAUCUACCACAGCUAGACGAGCUGCCGAGCUUGGUUAUGAUAUCGUCGUCGCUCAGGACGGAGUUGGGAGUCGUCCUCUCGGCGAAUAUUCAGGCGAUGAAAUCACCAAGGUUGCAUUGUUGGAAGUAGCGGACUUCUUCGGCACGUUGGUAUGGAGCAAGGACAUCAGCUGA
Messenger RNA from Histoplasma mississippiense, 588 nucleotides. RefSeq lists its product as hypothetical. The record is from RefSeq and is a predicted model, not a curated record. Lineage: Eukaryota; Fungi; Ascomycota; Eurotiomycetes; Onygenales; Ajellomycetaceae. The transcript has 5 exons. The coding region runs from base 1 to 588 and encodes 195 amino acids.